CAGCCAUACACAUACCUCGGUACUAGGCAGGCUUGGCCCUACCGUCGGGAAAAGAGCCAAUUUCCUUCCCUUCGGGCCGACGGGGCUGUGGGUGACUCCACGCAGGCCCCGCCCGCCGCCAGCGCCGCCCCUCGGGCCGAGCAGCUGCGGCCCCCGAUCCGUGUGGGGCCGUGUGGGGCCGUGUCGGGGCCAUGUCGCGACACAGGCGGGUUCUGCGGCGGCAGCCCGGCGGGGCUGCGGGGGACUGGGCUGCCGGCGCCGCGGGGCGCGCCCGGGCCGAGGCCCUCAGGGAGGUCGGCGUGGACGAGGUGGUGGAAAUGGCGGUGCAGCUCGCCCUGGAGCGGUUCCGGAGCGGGGACGAGGCGGAGAUGGAAUUUCCUUCUAGCUUCACUAGUACUGAAAGAGCAUUUGUUCACCGUCUCUGUCAGUCUCUUGGACUGGUAUCUAAAAGCAAAGGAAAAGGAGCCAAUCGCUACCUGACUGUAAGGAAGAAGGAUGUAUCAGAGGCACACGCAGGCAUGACUUGUGGCUUGGCUCUCCGUACGAAACACGCUGUUCGGAGUCUGAUUCAGCGCUUUCCCGUCACAAAUAAGGAAGGCACGGAACUCCUGCCAAGGACAGAGCGAGGAAAUGCCUGUGCUGUUGAAUCUGAAAACAAAGAAGUAAACAAGAUAACUUUUCGACUUAAUGAUGGUAUCCCCCAGGUCCCAGUGGAAAGAGGGGAAUCAGAGUUUGAUUCCUUCAGGCAGUCACUACCAGUUCUUGAAAAACAGGAAGAAAUUGUCCAAAUAAUAAAGGACAAUAAAAUUGUUCUGAUCAUAGGAGAGACUGGAUCAGGAAAAACUACGCAAAUUCCUCAAUUUAUCCUUGAUGACUGCUACAAGAAUGGAACUGCCUGUCGUGUGUUCUGUACUCAGCCCAGACGUUUAGCAGCUGUUGCUGUGGCUGAAAGAGUGGCAGCAGAAAGAAGAGAGAAGAUUGGCCAGACAAUUGGUUACCAGAUCCGGUUAGAAAGCAGGGUUUCUCCAAAGACACUGGUAACAUUCUGCACUAAUGACAUGCUCCUUGGCACGCUGAUGGCAGGAGACAGCACCCUCUCCACCGUGACCCAUGUUAUUGUGGAUGAAGUACAUGAGAGGGAUAGGUUCAGCGACUUCUUGCUAAUAAAACUGAGAGAUGUGCUGCAAAACCAGCAUCAUUUAAAACUAAUUCUUUCUGGUGCUGCUGUAGAUACAAAUCUCUUUAUUAGGUAUUUUGGAAGCUGCCCAGUAAUACAUAUCCAAGGGAGGCCUUUUGAAGUUAAAGAGUUGUUUCUGGAGGACAUUUUACGAAGCACUGGGUAUACAAACAAAGAGAUGGUGAAGUACAAAGAAGAGAAGCAGCAAGAAGAGAAACAGAAGUACACUCUUGCUGAGUGGUGUUCAGCUCAAGGCAACAGUAACAAAAGGACAUCUCGGAGACAAAAAUCGGUUCCAAGGGCAAAUGAGGAGUACAAAUGGUUGGAUGAUGGUGGUGACACAGUAUUUAAUCAAGUGACUGAAAAAGAUGUGAAUUGCCUUGAACCGUGGAUAGUAAAAGAAAUGGAUUCCUGUCUUUCUGACAUCUGGUUGCAUAAAGAUACUGAUUCGUUUGCUCAGGUGUUAAAUCUUAUUUUAACUGAAAAUGUCAGUGUUGAUUAUAGGCACAGUGAAACUGGUGCGACUGCUCUGAUGAUUUCUUCAGGGAGAGGCUUUUUGAGUCAAGUAGAACAGUUGAUCAGCAUGGGAGCAAGUAUCCACUGCAAAUCAUCUAAUGGCUGGAUGGCUGUGGACUGGGCUAGGCACUUUGGACAGACAGAGGUUGUUGAUCUGUUGGAAUCCUACAGCGCUUCAUUUGCAUUUGGAAAUCUGGAUGAAAGUUCCCUGGUCCAAAAUAGUGGUAGUGACCUUAGUGCAGAGGACAGAGAACUACUGGCAGCUUAUCAUCACAGUUUUGAUGAUGAAAAAGUGGAUCUGGAUCUGAUAAUGCACUUACUUCACAGCAUCUGUCAUAGUUGUGAUGCAGGAGCAAUUUUAAUAUUUCUUCCUGGGUAUGAUGAGAUAGUGAGCCUCAGGGACCGCAUUCUUUUGGAUGACAAGAGAUUUGCUGCUAAUGCUCACAGAUACCAAGUUUUCAUGCUUCAUUCAAGUGUGCAGACUUUGGAUCAGAAGAAAGUGCUUGAAACUCCACCUUUUGGCAUCCGCAAAAUUAUUCUUUCUACUAAUAUUGCAGAAACCAGCAUAACAGUCAAUGAUGUGGUGUUUGUCAUUGACUCAGGCAAGGUGAAAGAGAAGUCUUUUGAUGAGCUGAGUCGUGUUACAGUGCUAAAAAUGGGCUGGAUUUCAAAAGCCAGUGCUGUCCAGAGAAAAGGCAGGGCUGGGCGCUGUCAGCCUGGAGUCUGCUUUCGUCUCUUCAGCAGGCUGCGAUUUCAGAAUAUGUUGGAAUUUCAGUCUCCAGAACUUCUAAGAAUGCCGCUUCAGGAGAUUUGUUUGUACACAAAACUUCUGACUCCAAUUAAUUGUCCAGUUGUAGACUUUCUUAUGAAAGCUCCUGAUCCGCCGCCUGCUGUAACUGUGAGAAAUGCUGUGCAUAUGCUUAAGACCAUAGAUGCCAUGGACCCUUGGGAAGAUCUCACUGAGCUUGGUUAUCACCUCACUGAAUUGCCUGUAGAGCCACACCUCGGUAAAAUGGUGUUGUAUGCUGUAGUUCUGAAGUGCCUGGACCCCGUUCUGACCAUUGCCUGUGCUCUUGCCUGCCAAGACCCUUUUGUGCUGCCCACGCUGGCCUCCCAAAAGCGAGCAGCCGUGCUGUGCAGGAAGCGUUUUGCUGCCGGGACGUUCAGUGACCACAUGGCCCUGCUCAGGGCUUUCCAGGCAUGGCAGAAGGCCCGCAGUGACGGCUGGGAGAGAGCCUUCUGUGAAAAGAACUUCGUAUCCCAAGCCACAAUGGAAAUCAUUGCAGGAAUGAGAACACAGUUGCUUGGCCAGCUUAGAGCCUCAGGUUUUGUGAGAGCCAGAGGAGGAGCUGAUAUUAGAGAUGUUAAUGCUAACUCUGAGAACUGGGCUGUGAUUAAAGCUGCCUUAGUGGCUGGGAUGUAUCCCAAUCUGGUGCAUGUAGACAGAGAAAGCCUGCUGUUGACUGAACCAAAGGAGAAGAAAGUGCGAUUUCAUCCUACCUCUGUUCUUGGCCAGUCUCAGUAUAAAAAGAUUGCCCCAGCAAAUGGACAAGCUGCAGCCAUCCAGGCCCUCCCUACAGACUGGCUUAUAUACGAUGAAAUGACGGCAGCUCACAGGACAGCAAACAUCAGGUGCUGCUCUGUUGUGACACCUGUCACCGUGUCCCUCUUCUGUGGACCAGCCAGACUGCCAAGUAAUGCCUUGCAGGCAUCUUCAUCCUUUCGAGGGGGAUGGGUAUCUAAUGAUAGCAGUGACAGUGAGAUGGAGGACAAAACAGCUGCUGAUCUGCCACUGCUGAAGCUGGAUGAAUGGCUCCAUCUCAAACUGGACCCUGAAGCUGCUGGUAUGCUGCUGCAACUCAGGCAGAAGUGGCACAGCUUGUUCCUGCGUCGUAUGCGAGCUCCUUCUAAGCCGUGGUCUCAGGCUGAUGAAACAACUGUAAGAGCAAUUACAGCUGUUCUGAGUGCUGAAGAACAGUCUGCAGGUCUGCAGCAGCCUUCAGGAAUUGGCCAGAGACCAAGACCUGUGACUUGUGAAGAACUUCCUUUGGCAUCUACAUGGAAGUCAACCAACAGCAGAAAAAGCUCAACAGAAACUGAAUUGUCUGCCUCCUCUCAUGCUGAAAAGGUUUCAGUGAAAUCUGCUUCUCCUGCACUCCGCCAGCCAAAGAAGUACAAAGAAAAAGACAUUUUGCUGUCCAGACGAUCCUCAGCUGACAAACCAGCUCAGUCCUCAGUGAAGCCUGCAGAGAGCAGUAGCUGUUCCAGCCCCUGUGCUAGUCCUCCUUCUCCAGUGUCUGGAAAGGUAGAGUUCUCUAACAUAUCACCCUGCUUUUCCAAAGUAAUAGAAUUUCUUGCUGAUCUCAUUCUGCAAUUAGGUAUUUUACUGAUAAAUUAGGAACCUAACUUAACUUUCCAUUUAUAACAGCUGCAUAAUACUUCCUUCUGGAACUUAAAAUCUAGACUAAAUAUCCUUGUUUCACUAGUUUAAUACAGCAAAAAUAAUUUGUGGACUGCUGAGGUAAAGCUAUGCAAAGUAGAAAAAAUGAGAUUUUAAAACAAAACUUGUUCUAAUAAACGUGUAUUAGUUUUUUCCAACUACAUGAGUAUAUUAUACGCACACCUGAAGUUUUUGGAUUCU
Molecule: messenger RNA, 4334 nt
Organism: Vidua macroura (Pin-tailed whydah)
Lineage: Eukaryota; Metazoa; Chordata; Aves; Passeriformes; Viduidae
Product: 3'-5' RNA helicase YTHDC2-like
Exons: 26
Coding region: 192-4091 (1299 amino acids)
Cellular component (GO): intracellular anatomical structure
Molecular function (GO): protein binding; RNA binding; ATP binding
Source: RefSeq, a predicted model, not a curated record